Dioscorea cayenensis subsp. rotundata (Guinea yam) is the source of this 4008-nucleotide messenger RNA. RefSeq names its product RAB11-binding protein RELCH homolog. Gene Ontology annotation, biological process: intracellular cholesterol transport. NCBI's taxonomy places the organism in Eukaryota, Viridiplantae, Streptophyta, Magnoliopsida, Dioscoreales, Dioscoreaceae. Gene Ontology annotation, cellular component: trans-Golgi network; recycling endosome. Bases 90 to 3692 code for a protein of 1200 amino acids. The transcript is spliced from 19 exons. The record is from RefSeq and is a predicted model, not a curated record. Gene Ontology annotation, molecular function: protein binding.
UCUCGCUUGUUAACUCGGCAACGACACCAACGACCUGAAAGCGCAUGCGGAUCUGAGGACCGCUUCGGAUCUCCGGCCAAUCUCCGGCCAUGGAUUCGACGGCGGCAGCGGAGACGGCGGCGGCGACGCGGGCGAAGGACGUGCAGCGCUCGUCACUAUGCAACUGCGUUGUGAACUUCUUGCUCCAGGAGGGCUACCUUCUCACGGCCUUUGAGCUCCUCCAUGAGCUCGUCGAGGAUGGCCGCCAUGACCAGGCUAUCCGCCUCCGUGACUUCUUCUCCGAUCCCUCCCUCUUUCCUCCUGAUCUCAUCUCCCGCUUCAACUCCCUCCGAGUUGCCGAUCCACAAACUUUGCUAGAAGAUAAAAUUGCAGCGGAGGAAAAACUGGCGAUCAGUGAAUAUGAGCUGCGUUUAGCCCAAGAAGAUCUCGAAAAACUACAGUCUGAGUUGAAAAGGAUGGCUGAAUCUCCUGCUGUCAUCGAAUCUGAUGGGGCACACCCAGAUAUUGCUGUGGCUGUUGAUCCAGAAAAUCAACAGCGUAAGAAGGAGAGAUCUUUCGUUGACUUAGGUCCGAUGAAGGAUGUUGAACGUAGAGAUCUUAACUAUGUUGUGAAGGAAUACUUGCUUUUUGCUGGGUAUCGACUCACAGCCAUGACAUUUUAUGAGGAGGUGACUGACCAGAACCUUGAUGUUUGGCCAAACAGUCCAGCCUGUGUAUCCGAUGCUUUGCGUCAUUACUAUUAUCAGUAUCUUUCCUCUACCACAGAUGCUGCUGAGGAGAGGAUAAAUAUGUUACGGGAAAAUGAAUCACUUGUGAAGGAAACUGAGAAGCUCAAUAGUGAAAAAGCCUCCCUUCUGAAAGCUAAGGAACUGGCUGAUGGCCAAAUCACAAUUCUAACAAAAUCUUUAGAAGCUGCACAAAAGGACCUAAAAGAAAAGGAGGGUCUGGUGCAAGAUUUAAAGCAGACACUUGAGGCUCAAAGGAAGGACAUUAAUGAUUGUAGGGCUGAAAUCACUUCACUAAAGAUGUACAUAGAAGGCACUCGAUCUGCUAGACAGUGGACUCCUGGAGAAAAUAAUGUGCCACGAGUGCUUCAUGUUGAGAAUCACAAGGGUGAUUUGGAAUCUCCACACACAGAACUAGAACACUCUGAAUUGAGUUCCACAACUAUGAAAGCAGACACAGUAGUUGAUACCAGUGUGGGUACACAUCCCGAGGAGCAUGAUAUUGAGAUAUAUGAAAAUAAAGAAGUUAUGCCCGUAUCUGAAGUGAGUAUAGACAAGCCUGACAAUCAAACAUUGUUUGUGAAUUCAUCUAGUGGUGCUGAGAUCGAUGAUAACAAGGAGAGUAUCCAUGAGCACAUAAUACCUGAUAAAGUUUGUGACGUAGUCACUAAACCAGAAAGCCCUAGGAAAGAUACAACUCCCAAUAAAAUGGCAUUGGAUGCUAUAGAGAUACUUUCAGAUGCUUUGCCUAAAAUUGUUCCCUAUGUUCUAAUCAACCACCGUGAGGAGCUUCUUCCUUUAAUUAUGUGUGCAAUCGAGCGCCACCCAGAUAGCAACGUCAGAGAUUCGCUAACACAUACUUUAUUCAAUCUAAUCAAACGACCAGAUGAGCAACAGAGAAGAAUUAUAAUGGAUGCUUGUGUAAGCCUUGCUAAGAAUGUUGGAGAGAUGCGAACAGAGACCGAAUUGCUUCCACAGUGUUGGGAACAGAUCAAUCAUAAAUAUGAGGAGCGUAGGCUGCUGGUUGCCCAAUCAUGCGGAGAGCUUGCUGAAUUUGUUAGGCCUGAGAUCCGUGAUUCUCUUAUCUUAUCAAUUGUACAACAACUGGUUGAGGAUUCUGCCACAGUUGUGCGGGAGGCUGCUGCUCAUAACCUGGCACUGCUUCUGCCACUCUUCCCAAAUAUGGAUAAAUAUUUCAAGGUUGAGGAGUUGAUGUUUCAGUUGGUAUGCGACCCUUCAGGUGUAGUUGUUGACACAUCUCUUAAAGACCUAGUUCCUGCAGUAAUAAAGUGGGGGAGCAAACUAGAACAUGUCCUACGAGUCCUACUCUCUCACCUUCUUGGAUCUGCUCAGCGAUGCCCACCUCUCUCAGGGGUUGAAGGUUCUGUAGAGUCUCAGCUUCGUGUGCUAGGUGAACGAGAACGCUGGAAUAUUGAUGUUUUGUUGAGAAUGCUGAUUGAGUUGCUCCCUUUUGUUCAUCAAAAGGCAAUUGAAACAUGCCCUUUAACUUCUACUGAGACUUCUCUAAGUUCCGGGCCAUCUGAUACAUUCUUCUCUGUCUCUUUGCUUCAGUUGUAUGCCAGGGGUCAUGUGGAUUGGCCUGCAUUUGAUUGGUUGCAUAUUGACUGCUUCCCUGAUAUUAUUCAACUUGCUUGUCUCUUGCCUCACAAGGAAGACAAUCUUAGAAAUAGAAUGACGAAGUUUCUGUUAGAAGUAUGUGAUCAGUUUGGUAACCAUUAUCUCACAUACAUUAUGCUACCAAUUUUCUUAGUAGCUGUUGGAGAUGAUGCUAAUUUGUCCUCUUUUCCUUCAUCUACUCAAUCUAGAAUUAAAGGUAUGCUGUUGAGUGUGUUAAAUACUUUGGCUGUAGUCCUCCUAAUCAUUUGCUACUUAAAUGCAGGUCUGCAACCUAAAACUGUUGUUGCAGAGAAACUUGCUGUUAUGUGUGUACUCCCGCUACUAUUAUCAGGUAUUUUGGGUUGGCCGGGUAAGCGUGAAGAACUUUCACAAUACUUGCAAAAGAUGCUGGUGCAAAGCAUAGCAAAGGAGGGUUCCUUGUCUUCAAAUUGCACGACUGAGCUCCUCAAUGCGGUUCGCUUCCUUUGCACAUUUGAAGAGCAUCAUGGAAUUAUUUUUAAUAUUUCAUGGGAAAUGGUUGUGAGUUCCAAUGUAAACCUGAAGAUAUUUGCUGCAAAUCUCUUGAAAAUCCUUGUGCCUUAUAUUGAUGUGAAAGUUGCUUCAACUCAUGUAUUGCCUGCACUGGUUACUCUGGGCUCAGAUCAAAAUUUGAAUGUAAAAUAUGCUAGCAUCGAUGCUUUUGGAGCCGUUGCUCAGCAAUUCAAAAGUGACACGAUUGUCGACAAGAUACGCAUCCAGAUGGAUGCUUUUCUGGAGGAUGGAUCACAUGAAGCUACUAUAUCUGUUGUUCGAGCUUUAGUUGUAGCAGUACCACAUACAACAGACAGACUAAGAGAAUAUCUAUUAUCCAAGAUUUUUCAACUUACUGCUGUGCCUGUUCAUGGAAAUGAUGUAAUGCGUCGGCGUGAGAAAGCAAACGCCUUUUGUGAAGCAAUUCGUGCUCUGGAUGCUACAGAUCUUUCUCCAACCAAUAUCAGAGACUUCCUCUUACCUGCUAUUCAGAAUCUCUUGAAAGACCAAGAUACUCUUGAUCCUGCUCACAAGGAAGCGCUUGAAGUUAUUAUGAAGGAAAGAUCUGGGGGAACAUUUGAAACCAUCAGUAAAGUGAUGGGAGUGAAUCUGGGGCUUGCAUCAUCAGUUUCAAGCUUCUUUGGUGACAGCGGACUUCUCGGGAAGAAAGACCCUGGCGACGCAUUUGAACCUGUUGCCAUCCCGCCAAUCAGCCCUCAACCUCCUCAAGAUGAUACAAGAUUCCGACGGAUUAUGAGGGGAAACUUUGGGGACAUGUUGCGCGGAGGCAAAGCAAAGGGCCUUGAUGAUUCCUCCUAGACAAUCUGGUUGAACUUUUUACUCCAUUUCAUUUUAAGUUUCAAGGUUUUAGCAAUCAUUCUUCUACAUCUACCAUCAAGUUUUCAUGGCCUCCAUGCCAGUAUUAUAUAUAUAUAUAUAUACAUAUCGAGUAUUUUUUUGUGAAUUUUUUAUUUGUAUCGUUGGUGCAUGGUAGAUGGUUUUCUUUUUUUUUUUUUAAUUCAUAAUUGCAUUGUUUUGAUGCAAAAGGUCUUGUGGUUAUACUCUGUUUUCUUGUUAGGAAUUUUAUACCAUGUCAAUUAUUGAAACAUAAGCAAUCCAGGAAUUCUUUUGUCAA